AUGUCAGAAACUCUGAACAUGACGAGCCUUCGCCGAGAGGAAGAUGGCAUCAAUAAGCCCUGCAUUUUCCGAUGGGACGUGCACUGUGACGCAUGGGGUCCUUCGGGCUUUAUGCUCUUCAAACAUACACCAGAAGGUCUGAAAAAUAUCGAAGGAAAUCACCGGUCCCCACCUCCCGAGACUUUGGAGUAG
This is a messenger RNA of Penicillium psychrosexuale, 192 nucleotides long. RefSeq lists its product as uncharacterized. The record is from RefSeq and is a predicted model, not a curated record. The transcript is spliced from 2 exons. NCBI's taxonomy places the organism in Eukaryota, Fungi, Ascomycota, Eurotiomycetes, Eurotiales, Aspergillaceae. Bases 1 to 192 code for a protein of 63 amino acids.